Messenger RNA from Papaver somniferum (opium poppy), 2150 nucleotides. RefSeq names its product protein REVEILLE 7-like. The transcript is spliced from 6 exons. The record is from RefSeq and is a predicted model, not a curated record. Lineage: Eukaryota; Viridiplantae; Streptophyta; Magnoliopsida; Ranunculales; Papaveraceae. The coding region runs from base 312 to 1823 and encodes 503 amino acids. Gene Ontology annotation, molecular function: DNA binding.
UUUUCUCACUUUGUUUGUCUUCCAUAAACCAAGAGAUUUCUAACACAACAUACUCACUGGUCCUUCUUCUAUGUUUUUCUCUCUCUGGUCUUCUCUUCUCUAGUACUCCUUCUCCUUUUGGAUUAAAAGCCGAAUAUCUCAUAAAAAUCUUUGUUUCUAAAAAUCAAGAGCAAGAAGAAAAAUAGUAUGUCCAGGAAAGGAUUGUUUAUUAUGCUCUGAUAUUGUUAAAAGAAGAAAAAAGAAGAAGAAGAAGAAGAAGAAGUGAUAUUUUUGUCUGCAAAUAUUUUUGGAAGUUUUUUUUUUUUGAAGUUAUGGCUAAUCAGGAUAAAAGUUGUGGAUCGAGCUCGAAUGCUACUGCCAUGGAUGAUAGUCAGAAUUAUAUGGAAGUUGGCUCACAGUCUGGAAAUGCAAUGCAAUUUAAGGAGAAUUAUUCAUCUGGAGAAGAUAAUUUACUUAAGGCCAGGAAACCUUAUACCAUCACAAAACAGCGUGAAAGAUGGACUGAAGAUGAACACAAGAAGUUUCUAGAAGCUUUAAGAUUGUAUGGUCGAGCUUGGCGUCGGAUAGAAGACCACAUCGGUACCAAGACUGCGGUUCAGAUCCGAAGCCAUGCUCAGAAAUUUUUCUCUAAGGUUGUAAGAGAAUCAGGUAGUAAUGAUGCAGGUUCAGUGAAACCAAUUGAAAUUCCUCCUCCUCGCCCAAAGAGAAAGCCUAUGCAUCCUUAUCCCCGAAAAAUGGUUUCUUCAGCUAAAAAACAAACGUUGGUUUCUGAGAAGCUUGAAAGGUCGAUGUCGCCGAAUUUCUCAACCUCAGAACAAGAAAACCAAUCACCUGCAUCUGUUUUAUCUGUCGUUGGAUCAGAUGCUAUGGGAUCCUCAUUUUCAAAUACCCAAAGCCGUUCUCAAUCACCCGUGUCAUCUGUUUCUGAUGUGAAGCAUGUUAUCUCAUCAUCUACCAAGCAAGAAAUUGGUUCGCCUUCAACUUCUUCAUUAGCUGAAGAGGAGAAUGGGUCUUCGUGUGGGGCAAUCAAGGAGCAAUCUUCAAUGAAGAAUGAUUUUUGCUCGAAAGAUGGUGAAGCAUCCGGCGAAGGUGUUACAGAAGAAGCACCAGUCGUGAGUCUUAAACUCUUUGGAAGAACAGUUUUAGUUACAGACUCACGUAGACCGUCAACAUCUUUGUCCAGCGGGGUUUGCAAAUCAUUGGUUAGUGAAUUUCAUCAAGAGAAUUCUGAUACAUGUGAUGGAAUGGCUUUGGAAACAGCACAAAGCAAUAAUAUGACACAACCUGAUUCCUUUGUGGGGCCUUCCGGUUCUGUUUGGAGGCAGUGGCCUUCAGCUCUGUGCAAUAUGCAAUUUCAGGGAGUGAACUCGAAUGCAAUGGAAGCUGCUGCUUCUGCGGCUUCUUCUCUACACUGGUGGGCUUUGUACGGAGGUUUACAGUUGCCUCUUGCAUUAUCCUUCUCAAAUUCACUACAGGUGGCUCCAAAUUCGUCACCUGAGGAUGCCUUGAGGGAGAUGAAAGUUCAAUACGUUGAAGAAGCAGGGACUAGUUCGGCUACUGGAACCGUAGAUGAAGUGGAAAUUUCAGAGCAGAAUGCAGUUAAUUCUCGAAGAAGAGAAACUGUUGCUGACAAUGACAUCAAGGAAGUAGACUUGGUACUUGGUUUGAAACCAAGGGAAACAUCCGAGUCAUUAGCCCAAAAAUCCAGUUCUGAGAGAAGGGGUUUUGUACCAUAUAAAAGAUGUUUAUCAGAGAGAAGCAGACAGUCGUCCGGAAUAGCUGGUGAAGAUAGAGAUGGGCAAAGAAUGCGGUUGUGCUUGUAAUUAUUUUCCCCGCAAACUACUCCUUUCGUCUAUACCUCAGGCUUUUCUAUGAUGAGGCAGUUUUGACAUCGAAUCAAUUGAGAGAUCAAGAUCGUAACCGGAUGGGUCAAGCAGCUGAUCUCUAUUUAGUUUGCCUCCUUGUACAUUUCCACAGGUGUAACCUUUUUUCUUGUUUCCUCCAUUCCAACUGUUAAAGGCGAUCAGUAUCGUAUUGGAGUUUGUUGUAAUGUUAUGGCUCUUUAUAUUUUUGAUUGCAGUUCCUGCAAACCUUCUUGUAGUUUCUCAAUAUAAAUAUAUUCUUUUUGCAGAAUUGCAAAUUUUAAUCAA